This is a messenger RNA of Cynara cardunculus var. scolymus (artichoke), 3033 nucleotides long. Its product is annotated as pentatricopeptide repeat-containing protein At2g06000-like. Gene Ontology annotation, molecular function: protein binding. NCBI's taxonomy places the organism in Eukaryota, Viridiplantae, Streptophyta, Magnoliopsida, Asterales, Asteraceae. The transcript has 4 exons. The record is from RefSeq and is a predicted model, not a curated record. Bases 326 to 1999 code for a protein of 557 amino acids.
UUCUCUUCCCGAACCUAGCCUCACCAAGGUUCACCUGAGCUCGGCCGACCAGCAGAUUCACACAGCCGAUGUAUUCCGUGCUUCACGGCUGCUAUAAUGGUUUCUGUUUGGUCUUAAAAGUUCUGAUGAGGGUUUGACGUCUGUGAUGAUUGGUUCAAUGGGUCGGAUUUCUUCAUUGCCGCAUAUCACUCACCGUUUGUUAUCGUUUUAGAUGCGGAAGGGAUGGUAGACUCAAUGGUCAGAUGAUCUAUUUGUUGAUUGUAGGUUAAAGAUACGUGAGAGUCAUUGCGAUUUCUUCGGUUGCUCCAUUGGCAGAUUAGGAACAAUGCCAUUGAGGUGGUCGAAUCAUUCCCCAAGAACUCAUAUUUUCCCAAUCUGUUUGUUUAGAUUCUAUAGGUUACAAUGGGCUUCCAAAUUUUCAUCGAUCUCAAAAUCUCAAGGUCAAUUUGGAGGGGCCACCUCUGUUUGGUUUGUUAAGGUUGUAUGCACCUUAUAUGUUCGACGUAAAUCGUCAAUGGAAGAAGUUCGCAUUUUGGAUUAUCUUCGCAAGAAUUUAAAUUCUUUGACUGCUUUUAGUGUUAUUGAGCAUAUGAGUAGUAAUUGGAAUAACCCAAAAUUGGCUUUUAGUUUUUUAGAAUAUACUAAGAAUACGUUGAAUCUUGUUCCUUCGAUUGAAACAUAUAGUUUUCUUUUAAGGUCAUUUAGUCAAGUUGGUGUUCAUGAUUUAGCCAAACUGCUAAUUGAUUUGAUGAGGAUUGAUGGGGUAUCGCCAGAUAAUUCGCUUUUGGGCUUUGUAAUAAAGUCAUUUGUGAAUGCUGGUAAGUUUGAGGUUGCCAAAGAGUUGAUUGUUGAUAGUUCUCGAUCUAGUGUUGAAAAGGAUGGGGUGCUCAGUUGUAUUGUGGUUAACAAAAUUUUGAGUUCAUUGGUGAAGAGUAAUCAGGUGGAUGAGGCGGUUGCUUUCUUUGAAAACAUUAUUUUAAGAUCGCAAUGCUAUUCUCAUAAUGCUUAUACUUUUAAUAUAGUCAUCUCUGGUCUGUGCAGGGCUAGGGAGGUUGACAAGGCAUUUGGGUUUUUCAAUCACAUGAGGAUGUUUGGUUGUUUGCCUGAUGUGGUUACCUAUAAUACUCUUUUGAAUGGAUUUUGUCGUGCUGGCAAUGUUAAUAAAGCACAUGACUUGUUGAGAGAAACUUCAAUGGUAGAYGGAUGUUCACCGAAUGUUGUGACUUUUACUUCAGUUAUAUCCGGGUAUUGCAAACUAGGUAAGAUGGAAGAGGCUAUGGUCCUAUUUAGUGAUAUGAUAAGUCAUGGAAUCARACCUAGCACUUUUACCUUUAAUGUCAUAAUUGAUGGUUUUGGYAAGAUUGGCAAUAUGGUUUCUGUACUAAAUAUGUACGAGAAGAUGGUUGAUCAUGGUUGUACCCCUGAUGUCAUCACCUUCACAUCUAUCAUUGAUGGCCAUUGUCGCCUAGGAGAAGUGCACCAAGGUUUAAAGAUCUGGGAUGAGAUGAAUAGAAGAAAUUUAUAUCCCAACAUAUACACCUUUUCCAUUCUCAUCAAUACUUUGUGUAAASAAARUAGAUUAAAUGAGGCACGUGAYCUCUUAAKACAAUUGAAGAAGAGGRGCGAUAUUAUUCCUAAAGCAUUUGUUUACAACCCUGUAAUUGAUGGUUUCUGCAAAGCAGGCAACGUGGAUGAGGCUAAUGUGAUUGUUAAGGAAAUGGAGGAGAAAAGAUGCUACCCUGAUAAGUUAACAUUUACCAUUUUGAUUAUUGGGCAUUGUAUGAAAGGGCGAAUGAUUGAAGCAAUAAGCCUUUUCCAGAAGAUGAUAGUARUUGGCUGUGCCCCUGAUUCGAUUACUGUAAAUUCAUUGGUAUCACGUCUUCUAAAGGCUGGGAUGCUGAAAGAAGCUUUUGAAAUAAGGAAAGCUGCAUCGGGCAAGCCUGUCACACAGAGAGAUAUUUCAUAUAAUAGUGAUGCAGAUAUCCAUGUGGCUAUUUAACUGAUGUGGCUUUUCAAUGUUGCAUAUGGAGAAACAGUUCCUUGAGGUCAUCAAUGCAUGCAAAAGAGCUCAAUGCUUGGCAUUAUCAGGUCGAAUCCACCUUUUUGAGUCCCUGCUAAUCUGAGACUCAGCAAUGUAGGUGGGCAGAUAUCAUGAUAUUUCUUUUAUCCGAAGACUUGAGGCUGGAUGCAAAUGAAUAUGGGGGCUAACAGAUUAUUUUUUGAAACUAGUCAUUCCCUAAUAGCCAGUUCGAGUUUCCCCACGGACACUGGGAUUUUCCUGGCUGUUAUCUUUAGCACUCCAUAUGAUUUAGUCGAGGUGCGCGUAAAUGGGCCCGGACACCCGCUGUUGCUAAAAAAGAAUGAUCGUAUUUUUAGCAGGUGAUAUAUGGGUUUAAUUCAGAGUCUCAACUUGUUGGGCACAAACACGGUGGGAUACCAUGUCUCCUAUCCUUUUGAGCAAAUAAGGCUGACAGAUAUCUUAAUUCUAGCCUCCAUCUUCCACAAACUUGAAGACAAUUUCACACUCCAACUUCUACGAGCUCGAACUUGAUUCCAAUUCAGGUACAAUUUCUUCUCCAUCUUCCAUGGAUGCCGAUUUCUCCAUACUUUCCUGCACCAAAUCGAUUCCACGAACUCGAAAUCAGUUUUUGAAAUCGAGUGGCUACUGUUGUUUCGAGAGUCGAUUGUGUUUGUUUCAUUGAUAUUUGUUAUUGUUUAGUAGAUUUGUAAUAAAAUGGCAGACCGUCGUGGGUGGACAAUGGAUGAGGAAGACUUGUUGGUCACAGUUCGUCAAGACAUUGUUAUAAAUGGUGGAAGAGAUGACAAUGGAAGCUUUAGGUCAGGUAUGUAUGAGUCUGUUGUCUAAAGAUGCGGGAAAGAAUUUCCGGUAUUAGCAUAACAGCGAAGCACAUGCAAAAUAAAAUAAAGCGGCUAAAAGAAAAAUAUUCCGCUGCUUAUGACAUGCUAAAUACGAGCGAAUUUGGGUGGAAUAACACAAAUCAAUGUGUGACUGUUGAAGUUCCCGAGAUUUUG